Molecule: messenger RNA, 1638 nt
Organism: Candidozyma haemuli
Lineage: Eukaryota; Fungi; Ascomycota; Pichiomycetes; Serinales; Metschnikowiaceae
Gene: HXT5
Product: Hxt5p
Exons: 1
Coding region: 1-1638 (545 amino acids)
Biological process (GO): transmembrane transport
Cellular component (GO): membrane
Molecular function (GO): myo-inositol:proton symporter activity
Source: RefSeq, a predicted model, not a curated record
AUGAGUGUCUUUGAAGACAAGGAAAUCAAAGAAGUUUCUUCCGAGGAAGUCGAGGUCAGAGAUGAUGCCAUUAAGAAGUUCGAUGCUGCUGACUUGGGCGAGAACUUUGACUUUGACAAGGAGUUCCAGGAGUUGGAACUUAUGGCUAAGGAGUCUACCCAGAAAAAGUCCUUGGUUGACAGAUUAUUGUCCUGGGAAGUGAAGCUCAACUUUAAGAACAAGAACCAUAUGGUUUACCUUCUUGGUGCUUUUGCUGCUGCUGCAGGUCUCUUGUCUGGUGUUGACCAGUCUAUUAUUUCCGGUGCUACUAUCGGUAUGCGUAAGGACUUGAACCUUACCGACCACGAACAAUCGCUUAUUUCAUCCCUCAUGCCUUUAGGUGCGAUGGCUGGUUCCAUUAUCAUGACGCCUUUGAAUGAGAUCUUUGGAAGAAAGCUUUCGUUGAUCAUUUCUUGUGUUUGGUACACUAUUGGUGCCGCUUUAUGUGCUGCUGCUCAGGACCACCACCUCAUGUACGCCGGUAGAUUCAUUUUGGGUGUCGGUGUCGGUAUUGAAGGUGGUUGUGUGGGUAUUUACAUUUCUGAGUCUGUUCCUGCCAAUGUCAGAGGUAGCAUUGUUUCCAUGUACCAGUUUAAUAUUGCUUUGGGUGAAGUGCUAGGAUAUGCUAUUGCUGCUAUGUUUUAUUCUGUCCAUGGCGGCUGGAGAUUCAUGGUUGGUUCGUCUUUGGUGUUUUCUACUCUUUUGUUCAUUGGUUUGUUCUUCUUGCCUGAAUCGCCUCGUUGGUUGGUGCACAAAAACAGAACUGGCAUGGCUUACGAAGUCUGGACCCGUUUGAGAGAUGUCAGCGACGACAAGAACAAGCUUGAGUUCUUGGAAAUGAGACAGGCUGCCCGCCAGGAACACGAGAGAAAGGCCAACACUUCGAGAUUCAAGACUUGUUACGAUUUGUUUGUUAUUCCUAGAAACAGAAGAGCCUUGAUCUACGCUGUGAUGAUGGUUACUUUGGGUCAAUUGACUGGUAUUAACGCUAUCAUGUACUACAUGUCUACUUUGAUGCAAGGUAUUGGUUUCGACGAAAAGAACUCUGUGUUCAUGUCUCUUGUUGGUGGUGGUGCUUUGCUUAUCGGUACUAUUCCUGCCAUUUUGUGGAUGGACCGUUUCGGAAGAAGAGUCUGGGGUUACAAUAUCAUUGGUUUCUUCAUUGGUUUGGUGCUCGUUGGUGUUGGUUACCGUUUCGACUUCAACACUCAGCAAGCUGCUGCCGAGGGUGUUUACUUGACUGGUAUCAUCAUGUACAACUUGUUCUUCGGUGCUUACUCCACCUUGACCUGGGUUGUUCCAUCUGAGUCUUUCGCUUUGGACACCAGAUCUUUGGGUAUGACCAUCUGUUCCACUUUCCUUUACUUGUGGUCUUUCACCGUCACUUAUAACUUCACCAGAAUGACUGAAGCUAUGACAUACACUGGUUUGACUCUUGGUUUCUAUGGUGGUAUUGCAUUCCUUGGUUUGAUCUACCAGGUCUUGUUCAUGGCCGAGACUAAGGACAAGACUUUGGAGGAGAUCGACGACUUGUUCAACAUGACUCCAUUCGAGCUCGCCAAGCAAAACUUGAUUAACCUCAAGAACGGAAAACCAUAA